Molecule: messenger RNA, 7695 nt
Organism: Peromyscus eremicus (cactus mouse)
Lineage: Eukaryota; Metazoa; Chordata; Mammalia; Rodentia; Cricetidae
Product: KIAA1958 ortholog
Exons: 2
Coding region: 21-2234 (737 amino acids)
Source: RefSeq, a predicted model, not a curated record
GACACUGCUGAUCCUGUAACAUGGAGGAUUGUCUUCAUACCUCAUCUGAGAAUCUGUCCAAAUUGGUCAGCUGGGCCCACAGCCAUGGGACUAUUUGCAGCCUCAUUCCAAACCUGAAACACUUGCUGUCUGAAGGUUCCCAUGGGAACCUGACUGCAAUGUGGGGCUGCAGUGCUGGUCAUGCUUACCACUGGCCAUUAACAGCUACUUGCAGAGCUGGGUCCCAAGAGAGGGUUUGUUUCCAGGACAACCGAAGUUUUAAUUCUGAUAGUCCCAGUAUAAUUGGGGUGCCUUCUGAGACGCAGACUAGCCCUGUGGAGAGAUACCCCGGGAGACCUGUGAAGGCAAAGCUGGACUGUAACCGGACCAGAGACUCUUGUGACUUCUCUUACUGCAGUGAGCCCUCUGAGCUGGACGAAGCUGUUGAGGAGUACGAAGAUGAAAACACACUGUUUGACAUGGUUUGUGAGUCUUCUGUUACAGAUGAGGACAGUGACUUUGAACCCCAAACCCAGAGGCCUCAAAGCAUUGCUCGCAAAAGGCCCGGAAUAGUCCCAUCUUCUAUUCAUUCAAGUUCCCAGGGACAGAUGGUUGAUGAAUGCAGUAAUGAUGUCAUCAUCAAGAAGAUCAAGCAAGAGAUUCCAGAAGAUUAUUACAUUGUGGCAAAUGCAGAGCUGACUGGAGGAGUGGAUGGACCAGCCCUUUCAUUGACACAGAUGGCAAAGCCCAAGCUUCAGACUCAUGCUGGUCCCUCCUGUGUAGGGUCUGCUAAACUGAUUCCCCAUGUAACAUCUGCCCUCAGUGCGGAGCUAGACCCACACAGUAUGUCAGCAUCCCCCUCUGUGAUCUCCAGACCAAUCAUCCCAAAGACUGCUAGGGUGUCUCUGGCUUCACCAAACAGAGGACCCCCUGGUGCCCAUGGCACUGCCCACCAGGUGACCAUGCAGAUGCCUGUGAGCACAUCACAUCCUAACAAACAGAUCAGUAUCCCUUUGUCUGCCCUUCAGCUGCCUGGACAGGAUGAGCAAGUUGCUUCGGAGGAGUUCCUGCCCCAUUUGCCUAGCCAGGUCUCAUCUUGUGAGGUAGCCCUUUCUCCCUCGGUUAACACAGAGCCUGAAGUGAGCUCCAGUCAACAGCAGCCCCCUGUUGCUCCAACCAUAACCACUGAAGCCACUGCACAGUGCAUUCCAGACCAGGAUGAAAGAGCAGCUGAGCUCAGCAGGGAGCAGAAUGAGAAAACCAUCCGGAGCACGCAGACCGCGCUCCGCAAUUUCCGGGAGUUCCUCAUCUCCAAGUACCCUUCGGAAACCAGAGAGAUCUAUGUCAUCCCUUGCAAGGAGCUAGAUGCCUACCUUGCCUCCUUCUUCGUGGAUGCCAGGCAGAAGGAUGGGUCUGAGUACGAACCCAACAGCUUGGCGAAUUACCAGUGUGGGCUGGAACGGUACCUGAAAGAGCACCGGUAUGGCUACAGCAUCACCAGGGAUAAGGAGUUUAAGCGUUCCCAGGAGGCCCUGAAGCAGAAGCAGAUUGAGCUCCGCUGCAAAGGAAAAGGAAACAAGCCACACAAGUCCAUGAAGCUCACCUUUGCCGACGAGCUCAUAUUGCGGAAGAGAGGACUGCUGAGCCGGUAUAACCCCGAGGGUCUGCUCAACCUUGUCUGGCUUAACAAUACAAAAGCUUUUGGGCACUGCACAGGCUUCCAUGGAUCCACCUUGAAAUGGGGCGACAUCCGACUCCGGGUCACAGAAACUGGGCUCGAGUAUUUGGAAUGGAUGGGUCAGGACACCGGUGAUCUGAAUGCCAAAACCAAGAGAGGAGGGACAGACUCACGGGUUUAUGCCACCCAGCAUGCCCCACAGACUUGCCCGGUGCAGGACUAUAAGGAAUAUGCCCAGCGGAGGCCUCCGGCCAUGCGCUAUGAGGAUGCCCCCUUCUACCUGUCCAUCAAGCCAGUUGUGAACCUGGCGGCUCUGCAUUGGUACAACUGCCAGGCCCUCGGCAAGAACAAGCUGGCCAAGAUGGUGAAAACCAUGUGCGAGAAGGGCAACAUCCCGGGCAGGAAGACCAACUUCAGUGUCUACCAGAGCUGCAGCACCUUGUCUGAGGCCCAGAGCAACCAGCUGGUCCUCAUCUGCAACAACCUGAGCCAGCAGGCUGCCCAGUCAGUGGCGGGCCACUCCAACAGCGGCAAUUUCAUUGUCUCCUCUUACGACUCUUCCUCAGACACAGCUUGACCAGGUGGCUUGCGCAAGACCUCACUUUGGUUUCUGUGUCCCAAGAAACUGUCAUUGUAUACUGCAUUUCGUCGCCUUUCACCUGCCCUCAGUGUUAACUUUAUAAAAUGCAAAUCUCUAUUUUUCUUUUUACAGAUAAGCCAAUGGCAAUAGUUUAGUAUCACUAACACAGUAUUUAUAGGCUUGAGACAAACAAGUGUGCUUGUGGGUGAUUCCAUGUAAUUGCUGUUACAGACUUGGCAAAACCGUAGUGGUUCUCAGGCAACGGUAGAGAAAGAAUUCCGUUUUGAAAAAACCGUCAGAAAGGAAACCGAGUCAUUCAAGACACCAUGUCCUCACUCCUCCUUGCCUCCUCACGUCCCGAUUUUGAUCUCCUUCACAGAUGGAUUUAUUUUUUUAAUUUUUAAAAAUUCUAUAUGAAUCUGGAGGAGACAACUUUACUGCUCGUGCCAGAUGUUGCUGAGCCAGAGCAGGUCAUGAAAGGGGUAUCAUAAGCUCAGCGUUGAGUUAUUUACAUGUAUUGUUAGUGUAGAGUUUUAGCUCCUGGACCUCACUUUUCACCAUAUAUGGAGAUCCCAAUGCUUAAAGAAUUUUUCUUUGGGGGGGAGGGGGCGGCGUGUAGAAGGAGGAAUAAAGGUGCCAUUCUUUUUGGAAGACGUCUCAUUUCUAAAUAAUAUGCAAGGUCUGAUACCAUGAGGGGUGGGGAGACUGUUACAGAGCUCAUUUUUAGUGGUGUGAUUGGACCUGCGUAGGAUGUCCUUUUUCCCUAAGUCAGUGUAAAUGAGUUUGAUCAUCAGAUUUACAAGAAAUUUUAAACUUUCAAGAACUUUGAAAAUAUUUCCAAGUGUUAGAUUGUCUAUCAAGAAUAAAAGAGAAGGUAGAAAAUGGAGGCCCCACUAAAAAUCUGGAUGCCUUGGUGGAGACAAGAAGCUGCAGGACCCUGUUACUGUGUCUAAGCAUUAAAUCCGGCUCUUUUCCCCACGGGACCACUAGACUCUGCUACACUUAGGAUCAAGGGAGCGUUGACACCCAUCUUAAAUCACAAUAGUUAGUUACCAGGCUCAGCAGAACUCAAAGCAUUCUUGAGUUUCUGCUCAGUAAAUAGAAAUGCAUUUAUCUGUGGUAAUCUGUAGUUGAAAUAAUUUUGGUUAAACAUUUGUGGUGGUUUUUCCAGUCUCUGUUUUCAAGUCUUGAAGACUGUAGUAAAUUAUUAGUUAAAACACUUCAAGAAUCAAAUAAAUUUAGUCAUUAGAGCCACAGUAAGAUUGAGCUGGCUUCCUUCCCAUCCUAUGCAGUCAGUAAUAUAGAAGGGCUCUGAAAACCACCAUUGGUUGGUCACAGUGGAGCACCCUGUUGGGGAGCUGUUUAUUCUUCACGUCAACCGUAUCACUCACAUUAGCUUGGAAGAUAGGUGGUACUUUAUUAUCUUCUGAUAGGAAAAGAGAAAUAUUUUCAUUUGCUUUACUAAAUUGUCACAGAGCCGAGCUUUCCCAUGGCUCAGUGGCUCUUCGCAUCAAUAUGUAAUAAGCACACAGGGGCCUUUCUUCUAGGCUGUGGUCUUUAGUGCAGAAGUGGCAGGUGAGCCUGGGACCUUGGUGGAUAGAAGUAGCUUUAUGAGCUUGUCCUUCCGAGAGAAGCAUCGUUAAGAAAAGGUAUAUAUUUCUAUAUAAGUAUUGUCUAAAUCCUUUGAGCAACCUAAAGAGGAAGCAAGUUAUCCUCAUUUUAUGGUGAAACCAUAAGUCGGUUAGAUGAAGAAGGAGUCUGUCUUCUUACCCUAGCCUUUUUCUAUUCAUCUUAUGAGCUAGUUGUUGGUUUGGGUGGUUUGAGCCAGAAUGAGAACAGUGUCUUUCCAUUGCUGAAGGCUGUCUAGUUUCAAGGAAUGCUGGGUGAUGUUUCAUGUUUGCACACGAUCCUCUGACCCGCCUCCCCAUCACCUCCACUUAAAUACUCAGCUGCUUUCUCCCAGUUCCUCUGCAGACCCUCCCCACUCUUGGAGGCAGACAAGCCCGCUGUAAGGGAACUUUUUGAAAGGCUGUUUCAUGUGGUAUACUUGUCAUUUUUUAUCGUCAUAGUUUUUAAGUUCUCCAUCAUGUUGGCAGCAGAGUUGGUUUUGAGAAAGGAAGCCUAUCACUGUGCACUCCACUAAGAGGAUGGAAUUAGGCAGUUGUGAGUCCCUGCUGGUGGUGUUGAGUACUGACAGGAGCAUCUGCCCUGCCAAUCUUAAGUACUACAUUUUCAUCAAGACAGUACAUCAAUAAUGUGAAUUACUUUUAUUUAUUUAUGUUUUGCUAUGAUAACUAACCAGAUAAGAACACUGUGAUAUUUAGAUUAAAACAACUUUUUGAAAAAUGGCUUACUAGAAGAAGCAUAGCCAACCUAGAACCUCUUUAAUUAAAUUAUACAAAGUCCAUGACUACCUCUAAAUUUUGUAUUUUUAGCUAAACAAUUCUGAGGAUAUACCACUACCAGAUGCUGUUUUUAUUACUUAGAAUUUUAACUUAUAAAAUGAUUCCACGCCGUGGCAGAGGUGUACGUCAGCAUUUAUCAUGGUUAUUAGGGCUAAUGUGAAAUGUUCCAUACAUAAUAUAUGUCAACUAUUAAAUAUUUAUUUCGUAAUUUUAACUAUCUUAGAAUUUCCCUGUUAAUUUGCUUUCUCUUAAGUUAUUGUGUUGUGUUCUGCUUGAUACAGGGUUUCUCCACAUUGUCCGUCCUCACCCUCGUCCCCCCAGAUCCCGGGUGCUGGGGCUACAGGAAAGCAGCACCAUACACAGCUCGUUUCCCUAAAUUCAAGUAUUACCUGAGCUACAAUAGUGCCUGCAUCUUUUCUGGUGUAGGUUAAGUCUCUGGUUUUUCAGUUAGGUCUUAGUAUUGGAAACUGUGGCGUUAACUAACAUCCAGAGCCAUACUAUCGAUGACUUUAUUGAGAUGAAAAUUUAUGGCUACAGAGGCAAAUAUUUACUGAAUAUCCAGUCAGUGGGAAGUCUGUAAAGAUGUAUACAGUUCUUCCUGUUCUCAAAGAGAAUAUAGAGAUGCUAUAGUAACAGUUUUAUUUUUGAGAGCCCAGCCUUCCCCUCCCCCAAAUCUCUGUGCUGAUCCUAUUGUGCAUUGUCUUUCAUACUCUGUGCCUCUGCAGUUACUUAAGUCAUUGAAUAGUCAGUCCAGUUUGCUGCAGAAUGUAUCCCACUUCUUUGAGUAUUUUUUUUAAUCAUUUUUAUUUUGUGUGCAUUGGUGUUUUGCCUGCAUGUAGAUCUGUGUGAGGGUGUGGGGUUCCCUAGAAAUGAACUUACAGACAGCUGUAAGCCGCCAUGUGGGUGCUGGGAAUUGAACCCAAGUCCUCUGGAAGAGCAGUCGGUGCUCUUAACCACUGAGCCAUCUCUACAGCCCUUUGAAUAUUUUUAGGAAGACCUUUUCUUAGAGCUUCUCCCCACACACCCCAAGUCAGGGUUUCUCUGUAUAAUCCUGGCUGUCCUGGAACUCACUCUGUAGACCAGGUUGGCCUCCGACUAACAGAGAUAUGCCUGCCUCGACCUCCCAGUGCUGGGAUAGAAUUUUUCUUAAAAUCAGUAAUACGGUGAAGCCAUUUGUGUACCAUCCCUGUGUUCACAUAGGUGCACACCCACAGGAAAGUCAGGCUGUAUUGUGACAGUCAUUUGUUAGAGCGUACAGUGUGCCCCUGUCCCAGGACACACAGGAAAGUCAGGCUGUAUUGUGACAGUCGUUUGUUAGAGCAUACAGUGUGCCCCUGUCCCAGGUGCUUCUCUAAGUUGUCUUUAUCAGUAACCAUUUUAAGUGAACAUUGCUGCUCUUUGUAAGGGACAAGGUCGCAUGGGUUGCCCCGGUCACAGAGUGAGUGGGGAGGAGCAGUGGUGGUCCCUGAAGGACAUCCUGGUCCCACCAAGUCCUGUCCUCUACUGUGGCUGCUAUCCAGGCAGCACCACUCACUCGUGCUCUGCUAAUUCUGCAGUAGGCUCUCUGAGGUGACAAGCAGUAGAUCAAAUCUCUGGUACAAGAUAUUUUUUUGAGAAAGGGCUUUGACUGGAGCCUGGGGCCCAGCAGUUCGGCUAGGCUGUCCUUUCGUAAGGUAGAGUGCUAGAACUGGGAUGAAAAUUAGCAGUCAUUCCUGUCAAACAGGUCUGGGAACCCAGAAGUACCCUGUAGAUACCAUCUUCCAGUCACUGCUGUGUUUCUGCUGAUAGCAGAUAAAGGGGAAUUGUAUCGGUAAACUCCAGCAACUCUGAUUUGACCUUUCUAAGCAGAGAAAAGGAAGACAGAUCUCUCAAGGUCCAGCUGACCUGAAAAUUGACCCGUUGGGUGUGCCAGAACUGAAUGAAAGGCCUGAUUUGGUAUUGAAGAUUGUGGUUUCUUAAAAAUACGACAUUUUAGUGUACUAAGUUGAGUUUUAGUGCAAGCCAUGAUGAAUUAGAGUCAGUAUUAGUUAGGUCCAAGUAUUGCUAUAAAGCCAUUGUCUUUGUUGAAUUGUGAUCUUAGAGGCUACCCCUGGAAAGGACCUAAGAAGUUGUCUCACCCAGUGAUUACCAAGAUUUAGACUCAGAAACCAUAUCUUCCUUCAGGGAGAUGGUAAGGAAGGUAAAGGGAUGGAUACCUCAGAAAGAACAUGUGAACGUGCACACUCACACACACUCGCUGGAGAGUCAGCUCCUAGACCUCCUCUGUCCUUUGAGACGGCUGUGCUGAAUGGGCUGAUGUUACCUCUGUUCCACAGCCCCCACAGAGAUGAGCACCUGGGUCUUCCCGUCUCAUUAGGAUUAGAGCCAGGAGAACCCAGACACCUGACUCCUGUCCUUAACAGAAAAACUUGAUAGAAUUUAGAGAAGAAAUCCCACCUACGUGGAAGUAAACCCUGAGUUAAAUGUGUUUUCUUCUUUUCCAAAUUGUAUUUUAAACUUCUGUAUAUUUGUUUGGGUUUUUAAGACUGGGUCUCAUGGUGUAGCUUUGGCUAGCUGGAACUAUGUAGACCAAGUUGGCUUUGAACUCACAGAAUCUGCCUGCCUCUGCCUCUGCAUCUGGAGUGCUGGAAUCAGAGGUGUACACCACCGUGCCCAGAAUUAACCCUCUAGUUCGUUAUAGGCUGUUUGAAUGUGAAGCCUAACUUUUCAUUAUAGGGUUAUGUCUUGAUUUUUAGCCAUGUUUCAUUGUAAAAUUUGUUAGAAUCACUUCUAGUGUAAUUGUUUCCUAACAAAUGUCACUCUGCUCAUCCCACUUAUAGUUAGUUUUCAACUAUAAAUGGGGAGGCAAACUACCCACAUCUCUAAGUAUUGGAUUCCAGUUGCAGAUCAUGGACCAAAGGAAAUUCCUGUUUCGUUGGGCAUUCUCCUGGAAAUCCAGCUCUAUGGUAUCCAUGUUAUUGGUUUGAGAUACAAUUUGUACUAUUUGACAGUUUGAGACAUACCUUCAGUCAAAAGGAUUACAAUUUUAUCAACAUAAUUAAGAUUUUCUUAAG